UCAGCGUCGUCGUCAACGUCAUCGGCGGAGGCGUCUCCACCACCCACCCGCGCUCUCAGUGUCAAACGAACGACGCGUCUGUCGACGAGUGGCGACUGUCGCGAUUACGAGAGAGAAAGAUCGCUGACACGCACCAUCUCCGAUUAACAAUAUCGUCGCUGUCGCCGCGAACGCCGACGUGUCGUGUCGUGGCGCGGGGAAUCGUCGUCGACAGGAUCGACGACGAUCUCUGGUGUGGUGUCUCGUCUCUUCUCUCCUCCACGACCGGCUCCAACUAAUUGUCGCCUGCUCGACUCACGUGGCGAUAGCGUCCAGAAAGUUUACGUCGGGUCGAGUCGAAGCGAACCGGUGUCCUUCAGCGGUCGGCACGAUCUCGUUGUUAUCGUCGUCGUCGUCGUCGAGGAGGCACCCUCGAAGUACAAGGGUAUCGCCCGUCGAAAGGGAAGCUGACGAGCCUUCUGGCCUCCUCGUCGUCGAAGACGACGUGGAUGUACGCGCUUCUCGACGAGGGUGGUUUACUACCGGACAGCAGCAGUGGCGUCGUCGAGAAUGACGCGGUGGUCGCGGGCGAUGGCGCCUGCGUGAACGGUCGUCUCCUCCACUAUCAUCACCACCAUCAGCACCAUCCCCAGCAUCGUCACCAUCAUCGUCACCACCAUCGCGAGCUGCAGCAGCAGCAGCAGCAGCAGCAGCAGCAGCAGCAACAGCCGCAACCACAGCCGCAACACUCGCCGGAACCCGAGCCGGAGCUGGACGAUCUCCUGCGCUUCCGCGGGUCCACAGGACAGGAGAUGGUCGUGCAGGAAAUGGCACAGGGCUAUACGCAGCUCCUUCACACGGCCCAGGAGCCGCAGGAGUUCAUCUCGCUGGACGAGCUGCCGCGCGUCCAUCAGGAGCACCACCGUGUGCAUGACACGUGCGCGCAAAUCGCCUCGUCCGCCUCCCAGCUCUAUCAGUACCAUCAGCCGCAGCAACGUGGCAGCCAUCAGCAACAACAGCAGCAGGAGCAACGGAAUUACUAUAGUCUCUCGACCGUGCAAGAAAGUUCCUGCCCCACGGUUUAUUUUGGCGAAAUAGGCACGGGUUCCGGGGUGGGAGAGUUAACCGCCGCCUCGGCGGGGGGUGGCGAAGGUCUCGCCCCGACUCCAACCCCCGCCAGCAACAGCAGCAGCAAUACCGCCACCCCCAGCAGCCCAAGCGCGACCACUACAACCACCAGCAGCACCACCACCACCAGCACCACCACCGCCACCACCACCGCCACCUCCACCAGCACCGCUACCAUCCCUCAAGUUGCAACAGGGGCUGAACCGCCCCAGCACAUGGAGACACCCCCGACGAUGGUCCCCGACCAGGCACCCGCCUCCGGCCAUCACUAUCACCAUCACCACCAUCAUCAUCAUCAUCAUCAUCGGCAUCAUCGUAGCACGUCCACCACACCCAGCCAUGGACCGGCGACUGACAUCUCGGAUGAGUAUGCACCGGUGUCCAGAAAGCGGAAGCUUUCCUGCCAUGUUGGAAGCGAUCUCUUGGACGACCUCGGAGACGACGCCAAAUCCGUUCGCACAAAUGACGACAGUAAAAAGCAGAACCACAGCGAGAUCGAGAAGCGCAGGAGGGACAAGAUGAACACGUACAUCACCGAGCUGUCGGCAAUGGUGCCGAUGUGUCACGCGAUGUCGCGGAAGCUGGACAAGCUGACAGUACUGAGGAUGGCGGUGCAGCACCUCAAGACCAUCCUCGGUGCCGUCACCUCGUACACGGAAGGUCACUACAAGCCCGCGUUUCUCAGCGACCAGGAACUCAAGACACUCAUACUUCAACUUGUCUUGUUUCAGGCCGCGGAGGGCUUCGUCUUCGUGGUGGGCUGUGAUCGUGGAAGAAUUCUCUACGUGUCCGAGUCCGUCUCGCAGACUCUCAAUUAUUCUCAGGGUGAUCUACUGGGUCAGAGCUGGUUCGACAUCCUGCAUCCCAAGGAUGUCGCCAAAGUGAAGGAGCAGCUCUCGUCGUCCGACCUAAGUCCGCGGGAGCGACUGAUCGAUGCGAAAACGAUGUUACCGGUGAAAACUGACGUGCCCCAAGGCGUAUCACGACUUUGCCCCGGUGCACGGAGAUCCUUCUUCUGUCGGAUGAAGCGUAAGGUCGAGGGGGUCCGUUGCGGUGAGAUGCAAGUGAAAGAGGAAGCCGACACUACUACUGGCUGCCACAGGCGAAAGAAGCAGCAAAACGUAGAUUGGAAAUACUGCGUGAUCCAGUGCACGGGUUACCUCAAGUCCUGGGCGCCUGCGAAGAUCGGUCUCGAGGAGCAGGAAGGUGAGGCCGAUGGUGAGGCCUGCAAUCUAUCUUGCCUGGUCGCGGUGGGUCGGAUCCAAACGGCGAUAUCGACAGCCGCCUUGCCGUCGAGGAAGCCUCAUUUGAGGCCUAUACAAUUCGUGUCGCGACACGCGAUGGACGGCAAAUUUCUCUUCGUCGACCAAAGAGCUACUCCAGUAUUGGGCUUUCUACCUCAGGAAUUACUGGGCACCAGUAUGUACGAAUACUAUCACCACGACGACAUUCCUCAUUUGGCGGAAUCUCACAAAGCCGCCUUGCAGACCACCGAGCGCGUUACCACGCAGAUCUAUAGGUUUAGGAGCAAGGGCGCGAAUUUUGUGAGACUGCAGUCCGAGUGGAAGUCCUUCAGGAAUCCGUGGACCAAAGACAUCGAGUAUCUAAUUGCCAAGAAUUCUGCCAUCUUCUGCGACAUGCGUCCAGGUGGGAAUAACGGAUCCGAGGACUCGAGCGUGCAGGGCAAUUACGAUUACUUCACACAAAGUAACGGUGGAUUAGAAAGACUGAUCUCGAGCCACGUGGAGGUAAGUAAGAUCGGCCGGCAAAUAGCGGAAGAGGUACUAGACCUUCAAAGACGCGGCGAGGACUCUUCCUCGGGUAGUAGUCCGGGUCCAACAACGGAGCCUGGUUUAUUAAAUACCGAGAUGCAAAUCACGACAACGGCGUCGCCGGAGAGGAUCCCCGAUGUGUCUCAGUCGGGCAUUGGCAGCGACAACAGCAGCAGCAAUCCGACAUCGACGUUCAACCACGUAGCGAACAACGUGCAGCUCAACAGCAUCGCGAACGACCAAGGAGCGUCACCAGAUGAGGAAAUGAUGGACAUGAUCGGCGGUACCGCGAUUAACGAAUCGCCGAAUCCGAUCCCGUCCGACGGCAACGACGAGGCAGCGAUGGCUGUUAUCAUGAGUCUCUUGGAAGCCGACGCGGGCUUGGGCGGUCCCGUGGACUUUUCCGGAUUGCCCUGGCCGUUGCCAUAGUGCAUGCUCAUUUUA
This is a messenger RNA of Harpegnathos saltator (Jerdon's jumping ant), 3323 nucleotides long. RefSeq names its product basic helix-loop-helix ARNT-like protein cyc (gene cyc). NCBI's taxonomy places the organism in Eukaryota, Metazoa, Arthropoda, Insecta, Hymenoptera, Formicidae. The record is from RefSeq and is a predicted model, not a curated record. Gene Ontology annotation, cellular component: nucleus; transcription regulator complex; cytoplasm. Gene Ontology annotation, biological process: regulation of DNA-templated transcription. The transcript is spliced from 15 exons. Gene Ontology annotation, molecular function: protein dimerization activity; DNA-binding transcription factor activity. Bases 489 to 3308 code for a protein of 939 amino acids.